Molecule: messenger RNA, 2040 nt
Organism: Fusarium keratoplasticum
Lineage: Eukaryota; Fungi; Ascomycota; Sordariomycetes; Hypocreales; Nectriaceae
Product: HET domain-containing protein
Exons: 1
Coding region: 1-2040 (679 amino acids)
Source: RefSeq, a predicted model, not a curated record
AUGUUUAUAUACAAGCCCAUAAGCAAAGCCAACAAAGAAUUCAGACUCAUACGACUUGCUUGCGACCCUGAGGCCGAGGUCAUCAAUCUAGAGCUUUGUCAUGCCUCGGUCAACGACCUGGUCCCCUACCAUGCGGUGUCGUAUGUCUGGGGUGACCCCAAGGAUACGGCUCGAGUCAACGUCGACGGCGAAGGGUUCAUAGUCUCCGAAAACCUCCUUUCGCUUUUGCGACAGCUUUUACGAGCGGGAGUCACCUCUUGGCUUUGGACUGACUCGAUCUGCAUCAACCAGACUGACCUGGAGGAGAAGACGUGGCAGGUAAACGCCAUGGACCGGAUUUACGGCAAUGCAAAGCUGGUAUAUCUAUGGCUUGGCCCUGGAACUCCGCGAACCGACAAGGCGAUGAAGCUGUUGUGCGAAUACGGGCGCGAAUUGGUUGAUGAACUGGGACCCACGGAUGACUGGGACAUGGACGAAGUGAAUCCUCAGCUCUACGAAGCAUUAUCGACCAAGAAGAAGCCUCGCCCCAAUGCGCACCCCGUCGCAAAGUUUCUAUACAAGAUGUAUAAAGAGCCUGGGCUUCAUCGCCGCGACGACGAGCGUCCGUUGAGCAAGUACCCUCUGAUGGAUGGCCUCCGAAAUCUCCUCGAGAGACCAUUUUGGCGUCGCGUAUGGAUCGUUCAAGAAGUCACAUUGGCCCAAGAUGCACUCCUCCUCUGCGGUGAUGAGUCAAUGCCCAUCCAAUACUUCAUCGAGGCUAUAGAUGUCAUCCGGGAAUGGACCGAGAUCUUCAAUGAAGUAUCCAACUUUUCCUUCUUAUGGGGUCUAGGCCAAGCCUUCUUUACUACCUCGACAUUGAUCCUCCGGAAACUUCGAAUGGCUGGCCGAGAACCAAGCCUCGUUCAUGUGCUUCUCGGCAUCGGCACUCUCACUGGACCCCGAUAUCUAGCCUCGGAGCCCCGCGACCUCGUUUUUGGACUGCUCAGUGUCGUCAGAGAACGUGAUUCUUUUGGGCUGCACGCAGAUUAUGCUGAACCGGUCGGUACGGUUUUCGCCAGAGCGACAAAGGCGUUCAUCGACUGGUGGCGCCCAAAGGGAGACGGUGACGAUAGUGACUGGGAAGACCUACCAGCCUUAGACGAUUUGCGCCCAACUAAUACACCUGGAAUGCCCUCAUGGACACCUGAUUACGAAACAAUUGGAAAGGAUGGGUUCGAUAUACACACCAUCAAAUACAGCUGCUUUGCAUGUGCCAGCAGAGGAGCGCCAAGCCCCCAACUAAUAACGUCGCCGGAUGAAAAUCCCAUGGUCCUCCGCCGACUCGGAUGUGUGGUUGACACCAUCACCCAAGUAAUGCCUCCUCUGCCUGAUGUCUCCUGGGCAGAUGAGACCGACGACGCGAAGGAAGUCGCUAGGGCCUUUGCUAUGAUUGGACGUCCCGUGGUUGACUUCAUGGGCCUUGGCCCUGAGCCGACGCCUGAAGAAGAUUACAUCUGGAAGACGGUGAUGCUUAGCUUUCAAGAUCUAUUCGAUGAGGAUGAAGGACGACCAGAUGACAAAGAUAUACCCCCAGAAAUGUGGCACAUCAUCCGAGCCUUAUUCCGUGGUGAGAAAAUAGAUCCAAAGAAGGCAGAAACUGUCCUGGAAUUUCUUGGCGAUUCGAACGGCCAAGAUGAGUGGGAAGACGUGGACUCCGAGGGUGAAACGUCUGCGGACGAGUCAGGUUCGGAAGAUGACAAUUCGUCAGGUUCAGAUGAGGAAGAUUCCGCGGCCGAUAAACUAAUCAACAAUUUCUGGACUGCUCAGCCUUAUCUGAAGGGGCGGACUCUGUUCAGGACGGCAGAUGGGAGGCUUGGCAUGGCACGCACAAACGUCAAGGGGGGCGAUAUUGUCACGGUCAUUUGGUCCGUGCCGGCACCUAUUGUUCUCCAGGCACAGGGAAGCCAAUAUCGAUUCCUCGGGGAUGCUUAUGUUGAGGGUAUCAUGAAGGGAGAGUUCCUCCAUACGAAGCCCGAAGAGGUGGUAUUUGAACUCGUUUAA